UAAAAAUCUUGCAUAGAGAAUUUCAAGCCCUUCUAGAAAAGCUGCACAUGUAAUAACGUCAACAAACUCAAAAAAUAAAAUAAAAAUAAAAAUAGAGAUUGAAAAUUUGAACCAUACUUCCACUUCCAUGAUAAAAAUAUUCCAAAAGUCUGAGCAAUAUUAAUAGUUUAUUCAGGUCACCAUAUAGAAGAAGCCACCUCCACAAUUUCAGAAAACCCAAAAAAAAAAACUAGGAACAGAAGAAGAUCAGAAAGGGGACAACGAAAUCAUGGUGAUUACGUCGUUCAAGGUGCUUAUGUUUCCAUGGUUGGCUUAUGGCCACAUUUCUCCAAACUUAGAAUUAGCCAAGAAGCUCACGGACAGAGGAUUUUCCGUCUACCUCUGUUCUACCCCUGUUAAUCUUGGAUUCAUCAAGAACAAAAUCACUGCCAAACAUGCCGAUUCAAUUCAUCUUGUGGAGCUUCAUCUCCCUGAAAAUCCAGAGCUUCCUCCACGUUACCACACCACCAAUGGCCUCCCACCUCAUCUCAUGUCAACUCUCAAGAAUGCUCUGUACAAGGCCAAGCCCAAUCUUUCCAAAAUCAUGGAGGAUUUGAACCCUGAUUUGGUGAUUUAUGAUGUCGUUCAGACAUGGACGGGGAAGUUGACUUCCGACCUCAACAUUCCGGCGGUCAAGUUUUCAACUUCCAGUGCGGCGAUGAUGGCGUAUUUCUGUCACAUGUUGAUGAAGCGAGACGAGAAAUUCCCUUAUCCGGCUAUUUAUCUUUCGGAAAUCGAUUACGCCAGGGCUCGUACCGUUGGGGAAUCUGCUAAAGCUGAUGCGGAAGAACUCGACCCUGCAGAAGAAAGGCCGAAUAGGUUCUGCGACAAGAUCGUGCUGGUGAAGAGUUCUAAAGAAAUCGAAGAAAAAUACAUGGAUUAUCUUUCCGAAGUAGCCAAUUGGAAGACUAUGGGAGUGGGUACUCUGUUUCAAUCCCCUGUUUUUGGAGAUGAAGACGAGAAUAAUGAGCUAAUCCAAUGGCUUGGGACUAAAAAUGAGUGUUCCAGCGUUUUCGUGUCUUUCGGGAGCGAGUAUUUCUUGACCAAGGAAGAAAUGGAGGAAGUCGCAUUUGGGUUGGAGCUUAGCAACGUUAAUUUCAUAUGGGUCGUCAGAUUUCCGGCCGGCGAGAAGAUUAGGCCGGAGGAUGCUCUGCCUGAAGGGUUCUUGGAAAGGGUCAAAGGAAGGGGCAAAAUUGUGGAAGGAUGGGCAGCACAGGCGAAAAUCCUUGCUCAUCCUAGCAUCGGAGGAUUUGUAUGUCAUUGUGGUUGGAAUUCGGUGGUGGAAAGCGUCGAAUUCGGCGUUCCGAUCAUCGCCAUGCCGAUGCAUCUUGAUCAGCCAUUGAAUGCUAGGUUGAUGGUGGAACUUGGUUUAGCUGUGGAAGUAAUGAGGAAUGGAGAAGGGAAACUGGAAAGAGAAGUGAUAGCGGAAGUGGUGAAAGAUGUUGUGGUUGAAAAGUUUGGGGAAAAUGCCAGGAAGAACAUGGUGGAUGUGAGACAAAGGAUCAAACAGAGGGAAGAUGAAGAGCUGGAUGAAGUUGUUCAAUUGCUGAAUCGACUCUGUGAAGAAAAGCGCCAGAAUGAGAAGUCAUCCUCCUAAAAUUAGCUAUCUUUUGAACAAGAAAGUUGGAAUGUUUUUUGUCCUUUCUGUAUGAAUUCAAUUCAUCCACAGAUUCAUGGGGCCAUUUGUUGUGGUUGUAGACUUUGUAGCUCUCAAGAAGAUUUCCACUACUCUUAUUUGAAAUUAUUAUUAACCAAAAAAAAGAAGAAGAAGAAAUUAUUAUUAUUAUUGUUGAAGGAA
Molecule: messenger RNA, 1837 nt
Organism: Oldenlandia corymbosa var. corymbosa
Lineage: Eukaryota; Viridiplantae; Streptophyta; Magnoliopsida; Gentianales; Rubiaceae
Source: the annotation of a GenBank genome assembly